Molecule: messenger RNA, 754 nt
Organism: Anopheles gambiae (African malaria mosquito)
Lineage: Eukaryota; Metazoa; Arthropoda; Insecta; Diptera; Culicidae
Exons: 3
Coding region: 19-654 (211 amino acids)
Source: RefSeq, a predicted model, not a curated record
AUCUGUACGAUCAGUACCAUGUGGGGAGAACGUUGGUACCUAGUCCUUCUCGUACUAUCCCCUCUGAUGCUGUGGCGUUACGCAGCAUCAUCAUCCUUCACCAUGGAACGCCAAGAACGAGCCGCGCUUGUGUUUCCCCGGGGCAGUUCAAUGGGUUACCUUUUAGCCAUCGCCAUCCCACUGCUCGUGCCGGGUCGGAACAUCUAUCUCUCGCACAACUUCGAAGCGAACUACGGUGUUCCAUCGAACGAGACGCAGUACUUUCUCUGGUAUCAGCGCUUUAAGGAUAGCGGUUUUAACAUCACCAAAGCGAUCGCAACGAAUCGACGGCGACGCAGCAGUGCGACUCAGCAGCCUGGGCUGAGCCGACGCUACUUCUACGAUCAGCUCGAGGAGCGCAUGGAGCUGUACGGGUUCAAUGCGACCGGUUGCAUGGAGCGGCUCAUUUGCGAGAUGUCGGAACUGCCACUCCACGAGCAUAAUGGUGUGUUUGGUGAUGUGCUGAGUGUGAUCUUCAGGCCAUCGUCUUCCGUUCGCGAACCACUGGCCAUGUCGUACUACGAGGCCGAAUCGCGAGGAACCAUUGAGGGAUGCCACCGAUAUCGGGCAUUUUGCCGUACAGAUCUGCUCGGACUGGUAUCAACUGUGCUGUAGUGCGGGCCACCGUCACGUUCCCAUUUCUUUGCUCUCUGUCUGUGGCUAAGCGCGCUUUGAACUCUCCAAAACGGGAAGACAAUAAAAUCGGUUAAUUUAA